AUAGUGUUACUGUACGGUUUCUCUCCAGAAGUGUUUCUGUUGUACGAAAAGCUGUGAGCGGGCGGCUACUAAACUGUUUUUCUGGCGAAAAAUCGCGGACGACGUUUCCCCGCUGUGGGCUAGCUUAGCAUAAUCGGUCAAAUGGCUCGUAUGCAAACAGAAAAUAGACGUGGUACACUUACGUCGAAGAGCUUAAAAAGAUUUAGCUGCGGCGAAUUACAGACCAUAAAGUGUGUCGCUGUCGGUGACAGCUGUGUCGGUAAGACCUCUCUCCUCGUCACCUACACCAGCAAUUCCUUUCCUGAGCAGUACAUACCAACAGUGUUUGAUGAGUACUUAUCAGAGGUUUUAUUGGAUGGUAGACCGGUUUCUCUGCACCUUUGGGACACAGGAGGACGCCCUGAUAAUGAUAAACUCCGCCCCCUUUCUCAUGCAGAAACGGAUGUGUUCCUCCUCUGCUUUUCACUCGUCAGUCCUGCCUCAUUUGAUAAUGUUUGUGCCAAGUGGUAUCUGGAGGUGAGACACCACUGUCCCAACACUCCCAUCAUCCUGGUGGGAACCAAGUUGGAUCUCAGAGAUGACAAGGAAACCACUGAUAAGCUGAAGGAGAAGAAACUCUCUCCUAUCACUUAUCCUCAAGGUCUAGCUAUGGCCAAACAGAUCGGUUCUGUCAAGUACCUGGAGUGCUCAGCCCUGACUCAGCGCGGCCUUAAAGCAGUCUUUGAUGAAGCUAUUCGAGCCGUCCUGUGCCCUCUACUCGAAAUGGACACGGAGAGCAAGAAGUGUUCUCUCCUCUGAGACGUCCUACAGCACAGCAGUUUAUAGGGGGGUGUGACACCUAGUGGGGAGGGCGCCUACAUUCACAGGAGAAACACACUAGUAUGUAAAAACAAUGUGCUUCAGAUUCUUUCCUUCCAUAAGUGUAAUUACAGCUGUUUUGAUGA
This is a messenger RNA of Oryzias melastigma (Indian medaka), 944 nucleotides long. RefSeq names its product ras-related C3 botulinum toxin substrate 1. Gene Ontology annotation, molecular function: GTPase activity; GTP binding; protein kinase binding. Lineage: Eukaryota; Metazoa; Chordata; Actinopteri; Beloniformes; Adrianichthyidae. Gene Ontology annotation, cellular component: cytoplasmic vesicle; cell cortex; dendritic spine. The record is from RefSeq and is a predicted model, not a curated record. The coding region runs from base 142 to 798 and encodes 218 amino acids. The transcript is spliced from 6 exons. Gene Ontology annotation, biological process: regulation of cell shape; motor neuron axon guidance; regulation of actin cytoskeleton organization.